AUGGUCAUGUUGGUCUCCAACUUUCUGCUGCUUAUUUCGUGCGCUGUUGCACAGUCGGUCGCCCCUGCACUUCCCACCUCGAACUCUUGUGUCAAACGAAGCAUCAUCGUCUACACUUCCGAUUCUUCAACCUACUUUGUGACUGACGUCGGCACUUCGAGUUUCCCAUCAACGCCUACUCUCUGUGCUAAUGCCUCCGUCUCUACUGUUCUUACUACGCAGCCAGCUUCGACUGUAACGAUUUAUUCGCAAGCGACGUCGGCUCAACAAUCUGCUGGCUCUCAGACUUCCGUCAAUUCUGUUCUCACAGACGAUAGUUUCGAGGAUGGAACAUCUAGCCCUUUCAAUUCCUCUUCUUCAGGGUCGUCUGUAACGGCUGAGGUAGUCCAGAGUGGUGUCUACGAGCCUCAUACUGGUGAUAGCUACCUUCUCAUCUCUUUCAAUCAGACCGAUCCAGCCCAGAGGCAGGCCCGUCGUCAGACCCCGGGACUAGAUACGCCACUUGUCUACAAUGUCACCCAGGUAUUUUCAGCCUCAGCGGGUCCCACGUACGCAUUAACAACUUGGGCUGCUGUGACGACACCAGCCGAUAAACCAUAUUGUUUCUUGACGAUAUGUGGAGACAACGACUGUAGCUUCGCCGCUCCGAUCACAACCAAUUAUACACGCUUCUCUUACGACUACCAAUCUUCUAUCGAUGAAUCUGGCGCUGUUGCUACCUUCCAAGUGGCGUGCUCCACUUCUGCCUAUGUGGCGUUGGACGACGUAUCUGUCACAAACAAUGCCUUGGCUGCAAGUGCUAGCAGUGCCAGCCCAUCUACCGCUACUACCACAAUCUCCAGAACAGCCACUGUUGUGCAGAGCCAGAUCUUUACGCAAAUUGAGACAACGACGUUCGUCAGCGGCUCUGAAAUUGUGCUUACCACCACAGUACCUUCAAUCGUGUAUCAAACUGUCAACAAUCCGACUACAGAAACUAGAACGGUGUCAACCGUUCUUCUGUCAACUCAAACAGCCACUACCACAGUCCCGCAGUAUGUGAACAUCACAGUCUCGAGUGUUUCGACCAUCACCAAUUUCUUGGAUGCGCAUCCUGGUGGCAACGUGGUCUUGCAACAAGUCGCAGGUCAAGACGCCACGACAGCUUUCUACAAUUUGCACCGACAUGAAGUUUUGCAAAAGUACUCAUCUCUAUGCAUUGGCACUGUGCAGAACGAAACUCCGGAAGUGAUUGAUCCUCAACCCGGCGAUCUCAGCGCUGUACCAUACGCAGAGCCUACUUGGCUCAGCCCCCAGUUCACCAGUCCAUACUACACCGAUUCACAUCGCAAGUUCAGAAAGGGCCUCAGAGAAUUCGUGGAUGCGGAGCUCAAACCAGAGGCACAAGAAAAAGAAGCCGAUGGCACCUAUAUCAGUCAGGAAAUGAUUGACAAGAUGGCAAAGAACAAUAUGCUGGCUAUGCGACUCGGCCCCGGUCAGCAUCUGCACGGCAGGAUGUUGCCAGGCGGCGUCAAGGGCGAAGACAUCGACUAUUUCCACGAUCUGAUCACAUGUCAGGAACUAGCUCGGGUUUUGUCAAGAGGCUUCCAAGAUGGCAAUAUGGCAGGCAUGUCAAUCUCUCUCACUGCCGUCAGAAGCUGGAUGAAAGACGUCAAGCUAAGAGACGCCGUCACGGAAGAAUGCCUGAGUGGAAAGAAGAAAAUGUCGCUUGCCAUCACGGAGGCUUUUGCUGGUAGUGAUGUCGCUGGUCUCCGCACCACAGCUGAAAAGUCCGCUGAUGGUUCCCACUACAUUAUCAAUGGCACGAAGAAAUGGAUAACCAACGGCAUGUUCAGCGACUACUUUGUCGUUGGCUGCAAGACUGUCAAAGGCUUCAGCGUGAUUUUGGUUCCAAGGGAUGACAAUGUCGAGACCAAGAAGAUCAAGGUAUACUACAAUCUCUACUCUACGGCUGCUGCCACGGCCUUCAUCCAAUUCGACAAUGUCAAGGUUCCCGUCAAUCAUCUCUUGGGCGAAGAGGACAAAGGCUUCCAGGUCAUCAUGAGCAACUUCAACCACGAACGCUGGGCAAUGACAGCAGCAGUGAUACAAUGGAUGCGAGCCGUCACGGAAGAGUGCCUGAAGUGGAGCAAUCAACGCAUUGUCUUUGGAAAGCCGCUCUCUGAACAACCAGUCAUCCGUGGAAAGCUCGCGCGCAUGAUUCAACACACAGAAGCCACCCAAGCUUGGCUCGAGCAAAUCACGCAUCAGAUGAACACCAUGUCCUAUCAAAACCAGAACAAGUAUCUCGGCGGGCCCAUCGGCUUGCUCAAGUCCUUUACCACUCGCUGUGCCCACGAAGUCGCCGAUGAUGCCUGCAACGUCUUUGGAGGUCGUGGAAUUACUCAAGGAGGCAUGGGAAAAGUUGUCGAGCAGUUCCAUCGCACGUAUAAGUUCGACGCUAUCUUGGGUGGCACGGAGGAGAUUUUGAGCGACCUGGGCGUUAGACAGGCUCUCAAGCAGAUGCCCAAGGCAAGGCUGUAG
Molecule: messenger RNA, 2523 nt
Organism: Aureobasidium vineae
Lineage: Eukaryota; Fungi; Ascomycota; Dothideomycetes; Dothideales; Saccotheciaceae
Source: the annotation of a GenBank genome assembly